Gymnodraco acuticeps is the source of this 959-nucleotide messenger RNA. RefSeq lists its product as uncharacterized. The record is from RefSeq and is a predicted model, not a curated record. The transcript is spliced from 4 exons. NCBI's taxonomy places the organism in Eukaryota, Metazoa, Chordata, Actinopteri, Perciformes, Bathydraconidae. The coding region runs from base 75 to 959 and encodes 294 amino acids.
CAUACCUCUUCAGGAGUUAGAGAAAACAACUUUAUGAAGAAUUGUAUAAUUUAAGAAGAGAAAGAGAUGAGGCCAUGAAGGAGCGAGCUGAAGCCAUCAGAGAAUUGGAGACGUUGAAAAUGUCGGUAAACACUGUGAGAGAAAAUGACACUAAAUGUAAAGUCAUGACAGGCCUGUCAUGGACAGUAUUUGACACUCUUCAUCAGUACCUGGUACAGUUUGUUAAGUCACAGAAAACAUCCAAGAUGUCAACACAAGACCAGCUCUUUAUUACUCUGGUGAAACUGCGGCAGAACCCCUCAACCGAUAUGAUGUGUGGAAUAUUUGACCUGGCACAUAGCACUUUCCUGGAUGUAUUCUCCCGAUGGUUGGAUGUUAUGUACGCCAACAUUUCUUUUUUGAUUAAAUGGCCUGAUAGAGAGUGUAUCAGAAGCACAGUACCAGCAGAGGUUCUCUUCCAGUACCCUAGAGUGACUGCAAUUAUCGACUGCUUUGAGAUCAGAAUUGAACACUCAAAGAAGCAGAAAACAAGAGCUAUCACCUACUCAAAAUACAAAAACUGGACAACAGUGAAGUAUUUCAUUGCAUGUCACCCAUCUGGCUCAAUCACAUAUCUCUCCAAAGGCUGGGGAGGGAGGGCUUCAGAUGUGCAUAUUGUAAGGAACUCAGACUUCUUAUCUCAGAAGUUCCACCAUGCAGGAGAUCAGAUUUUAGCCGACAGGGGCUUCACUUUGAAGGAUGACUUUGCUGUUCUGGGUGCUCAUCACACCGUCUUUCACGAGGGGCCGAAAACAACUGUCAGCCGAAGAUGUUGCAAAUUCUCGUGUGACUUCGAACAUCAGAAUUCACAUUGCCUGCACGCUCUGCCUCUGUUGCCUGAACGCUCUGCCUCUGAUGCCUGUCACCCUGCUCUGAUGCCUGUCCACCUGCCCUCUGAUGGCCUGACGCUCUGCCUCUGA